This is a messenger RNA of Mangifera indica (mango), 1660 nucleotides long. RefSeq names its product ethylene-responsive transcription factor ERF113-like. The record is from RefSeq and is a predicted model, not a curated record. NCBI's taxonomy places the organism in Eukaryota, Viridiplantae, Streptophyta, Magnoliopsida, Sapindales, Anacardiaceae. Gene Ontology annotation, biological process: regulation of DNA-templated transcription; ethylene-activated signaling pathway. Gene Ontology annotation, molecular function: DNA-binding transcription factor activity; DNA binding. Bases 523 to 1209 code for a protein of 228 amino acids. The transcript has 2 exons.
UCUAUUAUUAUUAUUAUCAUUGAAUUCCUUUUCUAUUUUUCAAUAUUUUAUUAUCCUUCCACACAUGUCCAAAGCAACAAUCGGAUGGAUGAGAAGCUCAUCCACUAGUCUGUAAGCUGAGCAUUUCGCUACAAAAUUUUCAUCACAUGCCACCAAAAACAGGAGAUAAACUCAAACCGAUCCAUCCAUAAAAUCCUUUAACCCAAACCCUAUUUUUCCUCUUCUACGCCCUCGAUCUCUUCUUCUAAUUAAUUUCCUAUAGAAUCAACAUUUCUUCCUGAUUUUGAUUCCUUAUUCUCAAAUCUCCCAAUCCUUUUGACAAAUAUUUCUUCUUACAAUUCCUACAUCUUCUUCAACUUCUACUCUAUCCUCACUACAUAAUUGAUCGAUUAUUGCAUUUUUUACAAGUUUAAAAGGGUGGAUCGAAGGCAUGGAAAGCGCCCACUUCCAUCGGAAGCAUCAGAAGAUAAAGAGAAACAUCAAGAGCUUCCUUCUUAUGAAUCUUCUUGGUCAGAGACUGAUAUGUCAGCCAUGGUUUCUGCUCUAACUCAAGUCAUUGGCACCACCGAUGACCAGUCAAACAUGGUGCAAUCCAACCCUUCAACAGUUUCUUCAGAUUUGCCCCAACCAGCUCAAGAUCAAGGAACAACAAGGAAGAGACAUUACAGAGGGGUUAGACAAAGACCUUGGGGCAAAUGGGCGGCUGAAAUUCGAGAUCCUAAAAAGGCAGCUCGAGUGUGGCUCGGCACAUUCGAGACUGCUGAGGAUGCAGCCAUGGCAUAUGAUAGAGCAGCCCUCAAAUUUAAAGGAACCAAGGCUAAACUUAAUUUCCCUGAAAGAGUUCAAGGAAUGCCUGAGUUUUUCUAUUUAAUGGGUGGAGAUUCUUCUUCAAACACUAGGUCUUUUAAUGACCAAAAUGUAAGGCCACCAAUGAUUAAUAAUCCUCCUCCUCCUCCUCCAAUUCACCAAGAAGUUUAUCCCGACUUGCUUCAAUAUGCUCAAAUUCUUUCAAGCGAUGAUGCUAGUUUUAAUUAUUACACUUCAAGUCUCUUUAAUCAGGAAGGUUUCUCACCUCAUUCUUCUUCAACGUUAUCUUCUUCCACCAGCUCAUCACAUCACCAGCAGCAACAGGAGCUUAUGAGAUUUUCAUCAAAUUUUGAAGAUAUUCAUGAUGAUCAUAGGAAGGAAUUUGAUGACUCAAAUGGGUAGUACCAUGUUCUCUGUGCGUCUAUUUAAUAAAAUCUUCAUCAUAUAUACAUUUUUUUUUAACCCAUGUGGGUAGUUUUUAAAAUGAAUGCAUAUGUGACAUAUGACACGGAACCUCUUUAUAAUGACUCAACUAGAUUUCAAUCUAGAUGAGCAGCCUUUGACGUCAAUUUCGAUUAUUCCUUUCAAGUUAGAAGAAAGAGUUGCAGCAGAAUCGACCACAACAGCAUGAGCAAGCCAUUUCCAAGUAUUUUUUAAACAAUUUUGGAAAGCUAGUCGAGCUAGUUCUGGUUUUUUGAUGCAUAUAUGCCUAGGCGAAAUAUAUAUUUGUAGUAAUUGGCCUAAGGAGCAUCUUCUAACGAGACGUGUAAACUCUAAAUGAGUUAGAGAAUUGAGUUUCUCUCUUUGUAUCUUCUUCUGCAAAAUCUAUUCUACUUGUCAUCUUAUGAUUUAA